UAAUUCCCUCCUCAUGCCUGCGGUUUUCAACUCUGAGAGGAAACUUGAAUUACUCGCCCGAGAUUAGCUGUAGCGUGUAGUCUGAGACAUCACAGUAAGAGGGUAGGAUUUUGGAAAAUCAUUGUUGUCCCUAGGCAGCAUUCCUUACACUAAUGCAAGACGCAAUGGAAAGGUUAGUUGUUUUCAUUGUUUUCAAUACAAAUCUAGCCGUCAUCUCUAGCUCCUCGGCUGUGAAAAUUGUUGUGCCUCCUCUCCAUGCGAAGCAAUUUGCUACUCUAACAAUAACCCUCCAUUUUUCUGGAAGAACUUGGAUUUUAGCUUAAUAAACUUAUGCUUCUUCACACUGAAAUAAAUUCCGGAGAUCACAAACAAAAGACAUGAGAAACAAGAGCCGAGACCUGCAAGGUUACAUUUAAUUAAAUGUAAAUGUUGAAGGGAGCAUAGCACUUAUCAAUUAAUUAUACUCUAGAGCAGAGGACUUACUUACCUUGGGUGAGCUGUGCAGGGCCCGGAAAUACUUUGAUAUGUUGUGGGAUGUAACCUCCUCAGCCACUUCCUUUUUCCUGUGGUAAUUAUAUUCCUGGGUUGUCUUUGAAAUUUCAUAAUGAUGAGUGUCAAAAGAUAGGUAGAUAGACUGACUUUCAUAAUAUGUCCAAUAGAUAGAUAUACGAUUGCGUGUUAAGAGAACCUUUACCAAUUUUGAUUUUUAUAUGGUAUUCCUGUUUUGUACUUGUGUGGAUUCUGGGAGUACUUGGAUUGGAUAUAGUUUAGGCAAAUAGAGACAAUUCUUGUGUAGGAAUAGAAAUUAGAAUUGUGGAAACUUGAUGAGUGCAUCCUGCCCUGUCGUGUGCUGCUGCUGAGUUCGUGUCCAUGUUGAAAGACAGAACUGGGUACCCCAUAGUGGAGCCUGCUCAUAUGGAGUUGGCGGAACCAUCAAUUCAUGUUGCAUUCAAUUCCUGUGUUAUCAGGGGCCAAUCGGGUAAUUGUGAGCCCAUUUUUCCUCUUACCUGGAAGACAUUUGAACCAGGAUAUUCCAUACCUGACAGCCGAAGCUGCAAAGGAGCAUCCUGGUGUCUCAUAUAUAGUAACGACACCUCUUGGCCUCCAUCCGCUACUCGUGGUUUUCCACACAGAUAUGAGGUGUUCGAUUGAGAAUCCUUAUAUCUAAAAGUCAAUGCCCGGAAAGGUGCAAGGUGCCACAUGUUGGUUACCUGGCAGAUAAGAAGAUUUGCUCAAGUAGAAGUGUUGAUUUGGCAUAGCUGUUAAGGCAUGAUAUUUGUCUUUUGAAAUUUUAGCAUGUUUUGUUUCAGAUACUUUCUUCAUUUAGCCAUGAGAGGAAGAAGUUUCAUUAGCUGCUCUUUGACUGACCAAUGUUCUAAUUAUUUUCCAUUUGGAAAAUUUAGUAUCAUAUGUUGUAUAAAUGUUGUUUCUUCUGUGGUGCAGCUGCAUUUUUUUUUGGUUAUGUCAGAGCUACAAAGGACCUUGUUGGUUCGAGUGAACAUGAUAAAGUAGGACCAGACUUCUUUGGUUACUAUACACGUUUAAUUACAGAGUUGUUAUCACAAGAAGAAGAUUUUGCACCUUUUGCUUCCCAAUCCUCCGAUCUAUCUCAAAGAAGAAGUGGGGAUGUUAGUGGGAAGGAUGUUAUUGAGCCCAGUUAUGGUACUUCUGGUUCUUUAUUUGGUAACAGCAUAGGAACUGGGCUAUCAGAUUUCAAAAAGAAAAGAUUGAAGUCAUUGCUGAGGCAGGGUGUGAAUUUUCUUUUAUCAGAAGUUGAUGAGAUGCUAGAACCAGUUGUUGCUAUCAGCCGGUUAAAAUCUCAGCUAAAGAGAAGAAAGUGUCUAUCGUCUUCAAAAGGUACAUUAUCUGACAUUGAUGCAAGGAAUGCUCACGCUAAGAGACCAAAGAGAUCUUCUUCGUUCUCUUCAACCAGUCUCCCUGCACUUUCCAUUCCUACCAAUCUCGAGUCUAGCAAAGAGAACUGUGCUCAUGUCCUCACAACAGAAACAGCUAGGAUGAUAGCUGUUCAGGAGGAACCAAAGGUGGCUAACAUUCUCCUUACUGCCCUUCUAUUUGUGGGGUUGUGUCACAUCCAAAAGGUUGAUGAUCAUUUGCAGUUCCUUAUAGAGAAGGAUAGCUUGCAUGUUGAGAAGACAGUGAAGAAAUAUUCUGAUGAAUUUUCUGCAACACUAGGGCACAUGGAACAGCAGCUUGAAAAACUUCUUGAUACUGUGAUGGCUUCGUGCAGAAAUGCUCCAACAAUAGGAACGCAGCUUGUACAAAUUCCUCUGAUGAAAUUCAUGUGGAUCUUGAAAAAGAGAGUAAUGUAACACUUUGGAGAUUGUAUUAUUAUGUUGAAGCAGUUGAGAAGGCUAGAAAGCUAGCCAAGUAGCUUAAUCUGAAAAAUGCUCUAAUACGCCUAUAUGAAACCAACGGAAGUUCGCUGUACCGGGGAUGAAAUUUUCUUUUGCUUAACGAAGAUAGUAGUCUAGUCAUCAGUAGUACCCAAAAGGUAAAAAAGGGAGAUAGCAGUCAUCAGGUUUUCUUUCUCACUGGUUCAACAAGUAAUUUCUGCCCCAUCUGCUCACUUCGAUUUUUUAUGCAGAAAUCUUCCACUAGACCACAGAAUUUUGGUAAAAAUAUACAAAAUUGAGUAUCUAAUCUUGACCAGUAAAUUUGAUGAUUUUGGCCAUUAUGGUCCAGAAGUGCAAUAUUUUUGGAGCACCUCAAGAGUUCAGACGUAUGCGAGAUGAAGUUUUGAUAUAAUUUUUUUCAUUUGUAAUUGGCCUCAUUCUCUGCACAAUAUGGGUUGGCAUCGCACAUUGUACAUCUUUUACUUAUACUGAGUACAGAAGGUUACGAAAUUCAAGGUUAUGGAAUUCUUUGUAAACUUCUAUCACGAUCCUCUUGAGUUAAAUAUAAGAAUAGAAUAAGCCAGUUUGUCUCAAA
Prunus persica (peach) is the source of this 2949-nucleotide messenger RNA. RefSeq lists its product as uncharacterized. Lineage: Eukaryota; Viridiplantae; Streptophyta; Magnoliopsida; Rosales; Rosaceae. The record is from RefSeq and is a predicted model, not a curated record. Bases 1410 to 2330 code for a protein of 306 amino acids. The transcript has 10 exons.